Messenger RNA from Harpegnathos saltator (Jerdon's jumping ant), 903 nucleotides. RefSeq lists its product as uncharacterized. The coding region runs from base 57 to 830 and encodes 257 amino acids. The record is from RefSeq and is a predicted model, not a curated record. Lineage: Eukaryota; Metazoa; Arthropoda; Insecta; Hymenoptera; Formicidae. The transcript is spliced from 2 exons.
UUGCGUCAAAAGUCAAAUAAAGACAAUUUAUUAAACUGUGAGAAACUGUAUUCACAAUGGCUCAACCACUUAGUCAAAUAUCUGAAAAUGUCGAAAUUCAUCUUUUAGAUGAAAACGACGUGACAUACACAAUAAAAGUAUCGCCAAAUGAUGCAGCGCGUGCAGAAAAUGAUACGAUAUUUGCUACUUAUCUUCUAAAAAGAGCAAAAUCACAAGAUUCAGAUUUUGAUGCAGCAAGUCUUUCAAUGGAGUCUUCCAAUUCUGAGGAUAAUAAUGAAUCAAUGUUUAAAUGGUCUCAUGCGGCAAUUCUAUUGCUGGUAGAAAAGUAUCGGCUGCAAGAAAAUAACAUUGUAUCGGGUAAAAUGUCCCAGAAAAAAGUAUGGAAUAAUAUUGCAUCAGCAUUAUCUGUUAAAGGCUAUAAUGUCACUGGACCUCAAUAUCUUUCAAAAUUUCACGGAAUGACACGAACUUAUAAAUCUAUAAAAGAUCACAAUAGCAAAUCAGGGAAUAAUCUUAGAACAUGGCCUUAUAUGGAAGUCAUGGAAUCUUUGCUUGGUGAACGACCUUUUAUGUCGCCUCCAGCAAUAGCCUCUUCAAGCAGUAUGUGUUCUAAUUCCAGAUCUAAUAGAGAAUCUAACUUAUCAAAUGCAAAUAUAUGUAACAAUGCAAACUCAAGUAAUAAAAAUUUAGCUAUUCAAAUUCUCGGAAGCGCAAGGCACAAGAAAGUACAUCAAACAUUACUGAAUCAAUUUUACGAAGUCAGAAAUUGGCUGAGAACAACAGUGAUCAGAGGCACAAAGAAAACAUGGACUUUAAAAAGCAAAUGCUAGAAUUCAUGGGUAAAAUUUUAGACAAAUUAUAAAUGUUUUUAUUUUAAUUUACAUGCAACAAAGAUAAAACGAA